This is a messenger RNA of Patiria miniata (bat star), 8438 nucleotides long. RefSeq names its product myocardin-related transcription factor A-like. Gene Ontology annotation, biological process: smooth muscle cell differentiation. The transcript has 8 exons. The record is from RefSeq and is a predicted model, not a curated record. Lineage: Eukaryota; Metazoa; Echinodermata; Asteroidea; Valvatida; Asterinidae. The coding region runs from base 566 to 3790 and encodes 1074 amino acids.
UUUGAGAUGUGGUCACUAACAUAAAGCAGUAGCCUUAGUGGUGGUGUGUGCUGCCUUCUGCCAGCCUGUGUCUUCUGUUCUGUAGUAGCUGUCCCCCCUAGAUGCAUCUUUUUUUGAGGUGUUACAUCUAGGCUUUCCUGUCCACUUUUGACUGUAUUAUUUUCCAGCCAUUUUUUGGUGUCGUUCCUUAGACACUUGUCUUAUUGGAUAUCAAUUUUUUUUUUCUAAUUUUUUUUUUUGACUUUUGUUUCUGCAUCGUCUACUCGUAAUCAUUCUAUAACGUCAUUCCACAAGACAUCAUCAAGGAGGUGGGCAUUUAAAUGUUCCGGGCGGCUCUUCCAGAAACCGGUACCCAGCACCCGACGGUACCCAGCACCUACUCCAUUGAGGACGCUACAAACCUCCGAGAACGGCUCACCCGGUGGCAGCCAGUCUUCACCGUACAUUCCAAUUUUUCCACUUUCCAUUUCUCCGAAUCCUUGCCGGGACACCGUUUCUCUGUCGCCACUCGCCACAUCGUCGACUCCAUGCCCGCGGGGAACCAGUGAAAACGGAGCGAUCCUGCAUGAGUUUGUUAGCGCGAGCCUUCGCCGUUGUGUUUUCUCCUGGUAUGGUUACCGGCCCGGCAGCUUACAUGACUAAGAAACAGAAACAGAAACGGAGCAAGAAGAGCAGGAAGAGUGCUGUUGCUAAGGAACUGGAAAAGCAAGACAAAAAAUUACUUGCCCUGCGACUCAAGCUCAGACGGCCCAGGGAAGAACUUGUCAGCCAAGGAAUUAUGCCUCCUUUAAAAUCUUCGCCAGGAUUCCAUGAGCAGCGGCAAAGGCUAGAAAGAGCAAAGGUUGGGGACAGUUUGCAGAGAAAGAUCCGUCUUCGCCCUGAGAAGUCACACCUUGUCAAUCAGCACAUCUUGGCAGACACCCAUGUGGACCCGCUGGUCAAUGCCACGCAACAGCGACUCAAACGCUCCCGUCUAGAGCAAGACCUGGACAGUAAGAUCAAGAACCGGCCCGGCCCCUUGGAGCUGAUUGAGGGCAAUAUCCUGAAGACGGAGAAUAUGCUAGUGGAACAGGCUGUCAAAGAUGGCAAGGUGAAGUUUUUAAAGACAAACAGCCUUGACAUUGGUCCUUAUGAGUUUGACGAAGACAGCCAAGAAGGCUUCAGUGACGAGGCUCUGUCGCCCUCACAGUCUGACGUCAGUCAGGCCGAAUCACAACUCAGCAGAGGGAGCCUACCAUCUGCGCAAAGUUCCAGCGCCUUUGCAGACCACUCCAAAACCCUGCAACAACAGCAGCAACAGUUACAGCAGCAGCAAAAACAGCAGCAGCAGCGGUCCAGUGUUAGCAGUCCCUCACAGUUGCUCUCACCCAAGGCCGGGCAGACGUUUGUCACGAUCAAACAGGAGCCAGGACUCAUCAGCCCUCCUCCAAUCACCAGCAACAGUUUCACGCCGAUAUCUGCAGUGUCAAACAUAACCCUGUCCUCUGGGAAGGUAACCCCCUCCCCUAGGCAACCCCGCAAGAAACAGACUAAGCGGCCCAAGCCGAAAGAGAUCAAAUUCCAUGAGUACAAACCACCCAACGAGCAGUCCAGUAAGCCCCAGCAGGCCAGCACAGUCAGCAAUCCCUACAAUCUACUACUCAUGCAGCAGCAGUUGUACCUGCAGCUGCAGCUGCUGCAGCAGCAGCAGCUGAUUCUGCCCAACACAGCCAACCAGAAACAGAACACCGCCAGUGCCUCAUCAUCCAAUACUUCAGUCACCUCCACGCACACUACUUCCAACCCAACAGCGACGACAACUGCUGCUGCUGGUGCUGCUGUGCCAACAGCUCCAGUAACCCCACCAGUGCCUGUGGCUGUCAAGCAGCAGCCCGAUGUCAAACCCAACAUCGCCGCUUUGCAAGGGAAACCUCGCGGUCUGUCCAACCUGGAGGACAUGAAAGUCUCUGAACUAAAACUUGAGCUGAAAAACCGCGGACUUCAUGUAUCAGGCACCAAACCCCAGUUGGUUGAACGCUUGCGGCCGCACGUAGAACAACAGGUCACCACGUCAGCGACCUCACCGAAUGAGGUCAGCACCACAACUGUUACAUCGAGUACUAGAGUCUCAAGUUCCACAGACCUAGAUGUGCCCUUUAGCGAAACUGCUAGCACUGUGCAGGGUUCACUGAGCACACCUCCAGUAUCUCCCGAGUAUCGCUCUUCAUUUUCUGUAACAUCAGAGCCCAUGUCACCUGGGAGCGCAUUUGAUCCCAUGUCGCCCCCCACAUUCCAAAACGUGCUGACUACACCUGUGUGUAGCCCUGACACCGUCAGUACCACCAAUCAGCAGACUAUGAGUGGGUCCGGACGGGAAGGUAGCCCCUUUGACCAGACCAUGCCUACGCUAGAAUCCCCCCAACCACUCCCUCCAGCUUCCAGCAUCCUGCCAGUAGACAUCCUCAACAGUGACAACACCACCCAGGACAUGAUGGACGUCUCGUCCCUGGACACCAACACUGCCGGCAGCCAGAUCAGCAAUGACCUACUUCUCCAGCAGCAACUUAAGAUCCAGGAGCUGGAACGAAUGCUGCAGCUCUCCCAGAUGCAGCUCCAAAUGCAGCAGCUUCAGCAGCCUAAUCUGUCGCCCCUGUCUCUCUCUCAAUCCAGCACCCAGCAACACCAGCAGCAGCAACAGUCGCCUGCUGGAAAGACAACUACUCUAUCCCCGCAGCAGUUGCAACCGGAAGGUAAACCCAGCGCCUUCAUGUUCCACAGCAAAGAUUUCGCCCACACGCUGAACCAACAGCCCAAGGUCUUCUCCUUUGCCACACCGCCACCCAACGGCCAACCGUUUCUCUUCAGCAAGCAGCAAAGCCCCGACACCCAGUCCAUUGCUCUACCCAACGGCAUGGUAGCGUCGAAAGCUGCUUCAUUACCCAGCAGCCCCACAGAGAGGAAUGUCCUUGGCAUUGGUUCUGGCAUGACACGGUCCGUCACUCAACCCACAUUUGCCAACCCGCCUCCAAACUAUGAAGAAGCUGUCCGGCAGGUAAAAGAGAGGAAGAGCCAAGGCAACACCCCCGUGAAUGGUUCUCCUGUGGGAUCACCGCCGAAAGGGAACAUUGCUAACAGCGACCCACGGAGCACCAAAUGUCAAGAUCUGGAUGACUUACUGGAGGUUCUUGUGGAUCAUGGAUAUCAAAUCCCAAUCACACCAAAGUUCCGGGACAUGCAACGAACACUUCACAACUCAACAGGAGGCCUGACAACAAUCACCCACUCUGUCGUGCGUGGCCGCGGAGGCUCGAUUGAUCUGAAACUCCCUGUCCCAGGACCCUCCCCUCCUCCUCCCAUGACACACUCAUACCCGUCCACGGACCUGCCCAUGGAGGUGGACCCCACAGAUCUGAACAUAUCCUCCCUGGACUUGGGGGAUACCAGCGGUGGGGGAGGGAUGGCCAGGGGAGAGCGGACAGGCCGGACCCUAUCAGCCCCCUUUGACAUCCCUAUGACCACCAUCGAUGCUUGCGAGACCAGCAUGGAUACAGGGAAGGAUGUCGGGGCUUCAGGCUCCACCAACCCAGACAAUGAUUUGAACUGGUUAGACCUGGUCAUCCCUAGCUCUGCGUCCGGACUUACGCCAGUCAGUGCCACACCGCCAACAUUCAACAUGGAUGGGGCGUUUGGGGCCACUCUCGGGAAGGACCCCUUCCCCCUGAAUCUAUUAGACCUCAAUGACAUCAGCACUCCCACGGACCUACAUCAUCUUGAAGACGAUGUAUGGGAUAACAUCCCUAUCGCGGAGUGAAGGGUUGCUGGUUGAAGUGAUUCCUGUUUCUCUAUGGAGUAAUAAAGAGUCAACCUGGAUAUCCCUUCUGAUCCAGGCAAGGGUUCCUAAAUAGACGAUAUGAAGGAUAACGGCAUGGAUAUUGUACAAGCAUCUUUGUGCUAAAUAGCAGAAAGGCGAUCAGUUUCACAGAGAGUAGAGCGUUAAAAAGUGGUUCCAAGAAUGUUCUUCCUAGAGUUGGCUUUGAAAAUUAUUCAGUGGUUCCUGUGUUUGGAACAUCUGUGACAGAGUUGUUGCAAGAAGCAAUGAUUCAAAAAAAAAAAAAAAAGACAUUCCCAGAUAAAGGUGGAAUUUACUGCAUUUUGUGGAUUACGAUAAAAUAUGGCAAACUGUGUGCUACAAGGAAAUUAGAGAUGGCAAAAGGCAAUUGAUGACGAGCAGAACUGGGACAGCAUUUGGAUGCUGUUGGAGACUUGUUCUGGCAGUUGGCAUUUGCUGAUGGUGUUUUUUGGUGUGAGCACCAGAAACAAGAGGUUAAACCAUAGAUUUAUUGUGUUGUGAUUCACCGAUUGGGUGGCUUGGCACGGUCAUGCCUUGCUACUUUAUUGGACUGCAAAUAUCAGGCUAUUCACUGUUUGUGAAUUUCGGUGUGUUUUUUCUGAGAGAGAGAGAAUUCCACUGCUGAAGAGUCAAUAAUCCUGUAAAGCCUCUGAAUUUAAGAAACAACAGAGACAUUCAAAGGCUCAUUUGUUUCUAGAUUUUCAGGGUGCUAACAUUUUCAAAUGAGAACAAAUUGUGAUCCAUCUUGCGGUUUGUCCUUUUUGUAAUAGUUUGCAAACCAGUAUGGCCGCCCAAGGAUCUGUUUUCAGUGUACAGAUGUCUUUUAAGAGUCAUUUCGGGAAUACAAUUUUCACGGCUGCAACUUGAGUUUAGGUCCGUGUUGUUCAUUGUAACUUCAUCGAUAGGUGGAUCUUUGAAUUUUGUAUAUAAUGUAUCAUAAGCAAAAAAAUACUUUUUUUUCCAAGCAAAAUUUAUUGAUGGAACCAUUUUGGUUUUUAUGCAAACUAUGCAGCUUGCGCAACACAAAAAAAUAAAAGCCUCAAUGAAUUCUGCACUGAAAUUUUUGUGUUGCCAGGACAACGCCAAAGCAUUUGGUACCAUGACGACACAGGCACUGAGUUUUGGUGCCAAGUGUACAUAGAUGUAUUAAAAAAAGUAAAGACAACAAAAUAAACCAUGAUUCCUUUUUUAUGAAGCACAUAGAAAUGGUGCAUAUUUUUUUCCUUCUGCAAAUGUAUAAAUUCUGCUAAGAUUUAAAGUCCAUGAAAUCCAGUGCGUCAUUAUUCUUGAUGAAUGGAUUUUAAUUUGCCAUUUUCUUGUGAUUUGAGUAAAUAUUCAGAUACCCUGCGUUACUUCCUCGUUUGUGUUUUGGUAAAAGUGGCAAUUUUUAAAAAAGGGUGCAUUUAUUUUCAGACGGUUACUAUUUAACCACUUUGGGAUAACUGUUUGUAUUGUACAGAUAAAGUUAAAAAAUAACAAAUUGUAAAAAUUGAUAGACGAGAAAAGCUCUUUACAGAGAGUUAAGACUUUGUAAAUUGUUAUGCUUACUGUUGGGUCUAUUUUGCAAAAGUUGCAUUGUGUUAUUUAUAUUGAACUAGAAGGUAAUGUUUGUUACACUUAUUAUAGUAUGUGUUUAAAUAUUUAUAAGUCUUUUGCAUAUGUUACUAAUGUUUUUUUUCCAGUUGAGAAUAGUUUUCGGCUUUGUCUGAACUGAAGUUUCAUUGCUAUAUUUACAUCUCAAAUUUGGAUCUACUGCACAGAUUGGACCGUGUCAGUCUAAGAACUUCAUGGAGCCUUUUUAUUGUAAAUUUCUACAGAGUUUUUCCCUGGCUGUCACAAGAUCCUAAAAAGAAAACAACUUGUCUUCUAUUUAGUGUUGUUGAUUGUUUCAAACGCAGUUGGCUCUUAAUUUUGCUGAUUUAUUCAAAUGCUUAUCCUUAGAUGCCUGAACGCCAGUGUUAUUAAAAAUGGUUGAUUCCUGUUCUAUAAGAUCUUUUUAAUUGAUCUUAAACUCCAAAAUCAACCUUUUAUAAAAAGUACCCGUCAGUGUUCUGAUAAGUCCACACAGUAACACUGUGAUAUAGACUAAUCAAACUGUGACGGUUGUAAGUGUUAAAUACUAGGAGUAGGAUAUUAAAACCUCUUCACUUGAACAACUUCCAAUCAGAUCAAUGAACACCCCCCUCCAUUGAAAUUACGAAAUUCUAACAGUGAGGACAAUACUAAUGUUGCCAUUGCUGAUCUGCAAAGUACAUGUAAACAAUGAACUUUAAAUUUGUUAGUACUGUGGCAUCCUAUUGGAAUCUGUCACAUCAUGUGCAGUUUUCUAAAAAAAAAAUUAUUGUUUUUUUUAUCAUUUAUCGCUAAAACAUGUACUUAAUUUUACUUUCCUUGAAUCAGUAAAGAUGUAGGAAUGCCCAUAUAAAAUAUAUAACUACAUGUGUAUGUAAUGAACAAAGGUGAUGCGAUUAAGCUGAAUGAGUCGUUUAUCGACCCUGGUAAAUUUUGUUCACAGUUUUGGAAAAGAGCACAAUCUCAGCAUUACUGAUAAGAAAACCGCACGCUGAUACCAUCUUUAGUUAAAAAAUUAUGGAGGUCGGAACACCAAGAGAUGUGAUGAAGUGAUGUGAUGAAGUGGCCCUAUUUUGGCCUGAAUCCCCAAAUGAAAGUUCCUGACAAAUGACUCAUUUAGCUUGAUCGCAUCACAAAUAUCAACUGAACCUUGAGACUGUACCGUAUAUCGUAAUUCCUAAAUAAGAAGGCCUAAAAACAUGUAGAUAUUAUUUUUUUAUUUUUGGUAAGUAUUAUACAGGGCCACAAUGCUAAAUUUUAGGGGAAAACUGUAUAGAACAAAUGUUGAACGGUAAAUUAAUCAAAUUAACAUGUAUGAAGAUAUGUCAAGAUGAAUUUCUCUUUUGAAAGUCUGACUGUACAGUAAAUAAUACGUUCCAGAAGCGUCGGAUGGGUUUUACAGUAUAAAUUGUCGCAUUUACAGCAAUGUACAUGAAUUUUAAAAUUAUAAUUCUUUAAGCUUCUAACAAGAUUAUAAAUAAAAAGUUUGGAUAAAUUCCAAGAAGAAAUAUAUGAACUGUUUAAUCUAUAGUGAUGGUGUGGGACAACUAAUUGUUGUUAUCAAAGCAUUUUUGUAUGGAGAAUGCUUGAAACACUUGGUAGACAGAGAACUGGCUAAUGUGGUACCAGUUGGAUUAAGUUGGUGCCUGACAAAAAAUGUAAUAUGUAUGAUUCUAUUUGUUCACAGGUAUGACACAGGUGCCAUUUUAAAAGGCAAGCAUUUUCCAUACAAAAAAUAUUUUGUAUAAACGAGAACUCUUAACCCCUUUACCAAUCGGUGGUUUAAAGGCUUGUACUAGAAUUUAACAGUCAUAAACAAAUUUCCGAAACAAUUUUUCCAAGAUUGCUUGGGAAAAGGCCUUUUGCUAAGAACUCUGAACUUGCAGUCCAGAGGCUCAGGGUUCGCCACUAACUAAACUUUGUCUUCUGAAACUUUAAACCCUGUACCUUUGGUAUGCGUGGCAAUGUGGAUGUGAACCCCUAAAUUAUAUUGAAACUAGAAGUCAAAUGUGAUGUGUAAAGGAAAUGUUUUUGGCUUCAGUUCAGUUAAUAAUGAAUUUGAAAACCACAAGUUCACAUCCCCAUUACUUGUGUUGAUUUUAUCAAAGUCUUCCUCUUUAAAUGAAUUCCUUUUUCCUCUGCUGACGCACUCUUUACACCUGAAUGUUGCUUUUCUUUUAAUCGCACGAUGCCCUGCAAUGAUAUUCACUGUUUUUUAUUUGACUAUUGUUUCGUCGGGAUACUGAAGCAAGUUUCCAAAGAAUACAAAGUCCAACGUACCUUUUUUUCUCCAAAUUUGCUAGGCUGAAUAUAUGUCCAACAUGCACAUGCAUUGAUUCAUUUUUCAUCCCAGUUGUUUCUGGUCAUAUCUGCAGAUUCUUGUAUGCAAAUUAGCAAGCAUUCCAUAAGCUCCGCCCACCUCAUCUACUCUUGCUGUUUUCACUGCUUUAAAAAUAUAUAAACAAAAAAAAAGUAUUUAUGAAGAUUGUUUUGCAUCACAUAGCUAAGUGUUAUAUUUAUAUAUUUUAAACCGUGCGUUAAUUUUUUUCUGGUAAUUAAGUUAUUUGUGUUAAUGUUGCAUAAUAACGCACCAAGUGCAGAACAUUUUUGUAGUGAUGUAUGUGCAGCCAUCUUCGUAGCAAACUAAUUAUGGGGGACUUAUUUUACAGAGCUGCUACAAAGUAUGAAAUCUUUAAGACUGUUUUUACCUUUUACGUACCAAAAUCAAUGGAAGACACUGUGCUUGGCUCAUGGGCUUUGGUUUUCCUUUGUAAAAAUGAAAAGCUUAUAGCCUUAAAAUGGCUAGCUGUAUUGUUUCUUUGGUCUAAUUUUUUUUUAACAAUCAACUUUUACAAUAUCUGACUGACUACUUACUUGCUGUUCCACCAAGCAAACUGAGUAUUUCUGCUUGCCAUGUUUGCCUGCUUAUGCUCAGCCGCUCUGUAAAAUUGGUCCCCCAGCUGUACAUGUAACAUCUCAUUUCUAUUAUCAUAUUACAUGACAAUUAUUAUAUAAUAAACCACUUGCUGUGAAUCCA